GCAUGGUGGAGGUGGAGGUUGAUGUGCUGGUGCCGGUGCCGGUGGUGGUGGUGGUGGCGGUGGGGGCAAUCUAUCAGAGUCUCUUUUAAAAGCGCCGACCUUUAAAAGCAUGUGACAUCUCGACUUUGCGCUCCGAGUGUGGCUCCAAACGGGACAUAAGUGAGAGACGCGCGGACGCACGGACGCACGGACGCGGCAAGGCACGAUUAAGUUGCCCCGUCUCCACGCAAGCUGCACAUCAGACUGGAAGAAGUUUCUCUCCGUUUGCCUCUUGAAACUCGUUGGAGAGACAUCCGAUCUCCUGACAGGGGCCAGCGCAAAGUCAACACAGAUCGAAAAGAACUGUAAGUAAGCCGUGAGAUGACCCUGUCUGGAGGCAGCGAAAGAGCCAACGACAUGUCCGGCCAGACGGUACUCACAACCGAGGACGUGGACAUCGACGUGGUGGGCGAGGGGGACGAUGAGUGCAUGGAGCGGGACAGCGACUGCGACAGUCCCGGGGGCCGGGGCAUCCUGCACGACCUCCGCCAUGAUGAUGAUGAUGAUGAUGAUGAUGAUGACAUCGAGGUGGACAAAGAGGAGAUGAGAUCCGGCGGCGCGAGUCCGUGCUGCGAGAGCGCCGGAGAAGGGGAGACCGGCGGCGCCGGGAAGGGAGAGGAGCAGAGCGCCACGCCGGGAGGUGCGCUCCAGAAGCCCAAAAGUAGUUUGGUGAAACCGCCGUACUCGUACAUCGCGCUCAUCACCAUGGCCAUCCUCCAGAGCCCGCAGAAGAAACUCACCCUGAGCGGCAUCUGUGAGUUCAUCAGCAGCCGCUUCCCCUACUACCGAGAGAAGUUCCCGGCGUGGCAAAACUCCAUCCGCCACAACUUGUCGCUCAACGACUGCUUCGUCAAGAUCCCCCGGGAGCCCGGCAACCCCGGCAAGGGCAACUACUGGACCUUGGACCCGGCUUCGGAGGACAUGUUUGACAACGGCAGCUUCCUCAGGAGGAGGAAAAGGUUCAAGAGGGUUCAGCCGGACGUGCUCAGGGACCAGACUGCUCUGAUGAUGCAAAGUUUCGGGGCCUACGGGCUGGCGGGCCCCUAUGGGAGGCACUACGGCAUCCACCCGGCCGCCUAUUCCCACCCCGCGGCUUUGCAAUACCCCUACAUGCCUCCCGUGGGGCCCAUGCUGCCCCCGGGGGUCCCUUUACUCUCCUCGGCGGAGUUGAACCGCAAAGCCUUCAACUCGCACCUCAGCCCGGGCUUGCAACUGCAGCUCAGCACUUUGAGCACGGCGUCCAUGAUCAAGUCGGAACCGUCCAGCAGACCCUCGUUCAGCAUAGAGAACAUUAUCGGGGUCUCCAGCUCGUCUCCGUCCACGGUGGCGGGCUCCGCACAGGCAUUCCUGCGGCCGCCCGUCACCGUUCAGUCCGCCCUGCUGAGCGCCCAGUCGCUUUCUCUGAGCCGGAGCUCCGCCGCCGCCAUCGCGCCGAUUCUCAGCAGCGUACCUUCCAGCAUUCUUUCCGGACACGUUUUGCCCUCGGCCACUACGGCCACCGUGUCCAAAUGGCCCUCACAGUGACUCUUACUCUAAAACAUAUUUUUAUAAUGAGACCUACAUGUACUGGACAAUGGCGCACUGUAGACAGAAACAAAUAAGAAAAAGGAAAUAUUUCUGUACAGGUAAUAUUUGUAAAUAUUUCUUUGUUUGUUUGUUUGUUUGUUUGUUUUUUUAAAAGAAUCAUUUGACCUUUUCUGUCUUUUGGGGGUUUGGUUACACAUCUGUGAUGAUUAGUUUACAUUUUUUUUGUACUGGAUGAAGAAUGUGGAAAAUUUACACAAACGCUCUGAAAUAGUCUCUUUAUUAUGAAGGAAAAAAAACAGUAUGUGUAAUUCUACUUAGCUAUAUUGUGGUGUACAUUGGCUUUAUUUGUAAAUAAAUCAGAUUCAUAAUUCGAAUACAA
Syngnathus typhle (broad-nosed pipefish) is the source of this 1945-nucleotide messenger RNA. RefSeq names its product forkhead box D3 (gene foxd3). Gene Ontology annotation, biological process: regulation of transcription by RNA polymerase II; cell differentiation; anatomical structure morphogenesis. The transcript is spliced from 2 exons. The coding region runs from base 361 to 1563 and encodes 400 amino acids. NCBI's taxonomy places the organism in Eukaryota, Metazoa, Chordata, Actinopteri, Syngnathiformes, Syngnathidae. The record is from RefSeq and is a predicted model, not a curated record. Gene Ontology annotation, molecular function: DNA-binding transcription factor activity, RNA polymerase II-specific; RNA polymerase II cis-regulatory region sequence-specific DNA binding.